Molecule: messenger RNA, 1419 nt
Organism: Alligator sinensis (Chinese alligator)
Lineage: Eukaryota; Metazoa; Chordata; Crocodylia; Alligatoridae
Gene: GPR87
Product: G protein-coupled receptor 87
Exons: 3
Coding region: 339-1406 (355 amino acids)
Biological process (GO): G protein-coupled receptor signaling pathway
Cellular component (GO): membrane
Molecular function (GO): G protein-coupled purinergic nucleotide receptor activity
Source: RefSeq, a predicted model, not a curated record
AGUCAUUCAGUAAUGAGAAAGCUAGUUGCUCCAGUUGCUCCCAGUUGAGAGAAUUUUGACUUUGAUUGAAUGUCACGAAGAACAAGCAAAAGUGAGAAAUCUGUUUCCAGUGAUGCUUUCUCUCACGUUAUUGCAAGUUACACUUUUAUGCCUGAAUUAGUUACAAAGCACAUGCCUGAGGAAUUUAAGGCAUUCUGGAGAUGCAGCAGAGCCACGAAUGGACAGCAAGAAUGAUGACAAAAGUUGAGGUAGUACAGCCCAGGCUAAUCUCCAGGUUCAUUGUUGUCAGCGUGCCUCCUGAAAACCAUUUCAGCUGAAAGUCAAAAGCAACAAGAAGAAUGGGGUUCAAUGCAUCAUACAAGAAACUAUCAGAUUAUCAUCUGGACCACAACAAUGUUACAGCUAAUUACACAUUCGGUCUACCCGGGAAUUCCACAUUCAAUGAAUUUACAACCAUUGUUUUGCCUGUGCUUUACCUCAUCAUCUUCCUGGCAAGCAUCUUACUGAAUGGCCUAGCAGUAUGGAUUUUUUUCCACAUCAGGAAUAAAACAAGUUUUAUUUUUUACCUCAAAAACAUUGUGAUUGCAGACCUCCUUAUGACACUGACAUUUCCCUUUAAAAUCAUUAAGGACUCACAGCUGGGACCAUGGCACUUCAACUUUUUUCUGUGCCGUUAUACCUCAGUUUUGUUUUAUGCAAACAUGUACACCACAAUUGUGUUUCUUGGACUUAUCAGUAUUGACCGGUAUUUGAAAGUGGUAAAGCCAUUUGGAGACUCCAGAAUGUACAGCAUUACUUUCACAAAGAUCUUGUCUGCUUGUGUUUGGGUUGCCAUGGCUUUCUUAGCCUUACCAAAUCUAAUUCUUACAAAUGGUUACCCAACAAAGAAAAAUAUAGAUGACUGCAUAAAACUCAAAUCUCCCUUGGGAGUAAAAUGGCACAGGGCUGUCAUUUACAUCAACACCUGUAUGUUUGUUGUAGUGCUGAUCGUGUUAAUAGGAUGUUAUAUUGCAAUAUCCAGAUACAUAUAUAAAUCAAGCAAGCAAUUUAUUAGUUCAUCCAGCAGAAAGCGAAAACACAACCAGAGCAUAAGAGUUGUUGUGGCUGUAUUUUUCACUUGCUUUCUGCCAUAUCACUUGUGUAGAAUACCAUUUACUUUUAGCCAUCUAGAUAAACUUUUAGAUGAUUCAGCGCACAAAAUUUUGUAUUACUGCAAGGAGAUGACACUGUUUCUAUCUGCAUGUAAUGUAUGUCUGGAUCCAAUAAUUUAUUUUUUCAUGUGUAGAUCAUUUUCACGAAGGCUAUUUAGGAAGUCAAAUAUGCGAACCAGAAGUGAAAGCAUUAGAUCACUUCAGAGUGUCAGAAGAUCAGAAGUGCGCAUAUAUCAUGAAUACACAGAUGUAUAAUGUCACAUUCACA